This is a messenger RNA of Pipistrellus kuhlii (Kuhl's pipistrelle), 1579 nucleotides long. It is a transcript of the gene COPS8, whose product is annotated as COP9 signalosome subunit 8. Bases 88 to 717 code for a protein of 209 amino acids. NCBI's taxonomy places the organism in Eukaryota, Metazoa, Chordata, Mammalia, Chiroptera, Vespertilionidae. Gene Ontology annotation, cellular component: COP9 signalosome. The record is from RefSeq and is a predicted model, not a curated record. The transcript has 8 exons. Gene Ontology annotation, biological process: COP9 signalosome assembly; protein deneddylation.
CCUUUACGUCAUCACCUCUGCGACUCCCCGCCGGACAGCCUGGGAUCUGCUCUUCGGGAAGGUGUAGUAGUGGGACCGGCAGGGAAGAUGCCCGUGGCCGUUAUGGCAGAAGGUGCCUUUAGUUUCAAAAAGUUGCUAGAUCAGUGCGAGAACCAAGAGCUCGAGGCACCUGGAGGAAUUGCUACACCCCUCGUGUAUGGUCAGCUUCUAGCUUUAUAUCUACUCCAUAAUGACAUGAAUAAUGCAAGAUAUCUUUGGAAAAGAAUACCACCUGCUAUAAAAUCUGCAAAUUCUGAACUUGGGGGAAUUUGGUCAGUAGGACAGAGAAUCUGGCAGAGAGAUUUCCCUGGAAUCUACACGACCAUCAACGCUCACCAGUGGUCCGAGACUGUCCAGCCGAUCAUGGAAGCACUUAGAGAAGCGACAAGGAGACGAGCCUUCGCCCUGGUCUCUCAGGCAUACACCUCAAUCAUCGCUGACGACUUCGCAGCAUUUGUCGGGCUCCCUGUGGAAGAGGCUGUGAAAGGUAUUCUGGAGCAAGGAUGGCAAGCUGACUCCACCACGAGAAUGGUCAUGCCCAAAAAGCCAGUUGCAGGUUCCUUGGAUGUUUCCUUUAACAGGUUUAUUCCUUUAUCAGAGCCUGCCCCAGUUCCGCCGAUCCCCAACGAACAGCAGCUCGCCAGGCUCACUGAUUACGUCGCUUUCCUCGAAAAUUGAUGUCUCAUCUGCUUUACGAUCCAGUGUCUCGUAUCCUGACAAAUGUAAUUUUGUAUUUUCAGUUUAUUGGAUGGAUCGAACACCUCAGCGUUCCGUACUGAGUAUGUGAUAAAAUACAGAUGUAAUAUAAAGCAUAUUAUAUAUAUUUGUCCUGACACAUCAUGCUGAAUAGUUCUGAGACAGUUCUCCUUCGGUGGCAGCUGGCAGUUUGGGUGAGGCUGCCAGAACGACGCAGUCAGCUUACAUUUCCGGGGCUCGUAGGUGCAGCCCCCCUGCCUCCUGCUGCACAGAGCAUGGCAGCGUCUGUCCCACCCGCACCCGGUGCUAUCCCAUCCGGUCUGAGGAAGGCUGUCCAGGGGUAUUGUCUGAAUUGGGGGUGGUCUCGAUGCACCUCUUUGGAGAAUAUGCCCUCUUCUCCGCUCCCACGAGUCACUGAUACAGGGUGCUGAGGAGCCAGAGGCGUUUGUUUAGCAAACAGAUUGUUAGGGUCCUCUCUCAGUGUGAGUGCAUCCAUUGCUGGCAGUGGAGGUGGGACUUGAGACACUUAAGACGCUCAUGAGAAGUAUUAGCUCAUGAGAAGUGUUACGUUUUACUGUUUUCUUCUCAGAAGAGGGAAACUCGUAUUGAGAAGAAGCUUUGAGAUAAGUAACACUAUGUACCACUGUCCUGCAGCCUGCUGGGUGCUGUGUUUAUCCCUCGGUUCAGUUUUGCCUUUUGGAAAAAUACUGAACAAGUUUUUCAUUUCUCGUGUGAUAGCUUUCUGAAUAUUUGAAGUUGUUUAUUGUAUUUUCAGAUUAAACCACCCGCCCCCCAGUUCAUUUAUUUUGCAUUUGUUCAAUAAAUAUUUAAUUGAUUUCUUCAA